Rattus rattus (black rat) is the source of this 985-nucleotide messenger RNA. It is a transcript of the gene Batf2, whose product is annotated as basic leucine zipper ATF-like transcription factor 2. The record is from RefSeq and is a predicted model, not a curated record. NCBI's taxonomy places the organism in Eukaryota, Metazoa, Chordata, Mammalia, Rodentia, Muridae. The coding region runs from base 81 to 908 and encodes 275 amino acids. Gene Ontology annotation, molecular function: DNA-binding transcription factor activity, RNA polymerase II-specific; RNA polymerase II cis-regulatory region sequence-specific DNA binding. Gene Ontology annotation, cellular component: nucleus. Gene Ontology annotation, biological process: regulation of transcription by RNA polymerase II. The transcript has 3 exons.
UCAGAGUUCUCAGCAGCAGUCCUCUCCCUGUCAAAUGGACUCUCCAUUAAUUCUAGGCACUGCCCCACUUCAAUGUGAGCAUGGAGACUUGUAGACCUCUUCUGUGCCAGGCAGAUACUCUUCAGGACCUCGAGGAGUCUCAGAAACAGCUGAAGAAGAAGCAGAAGAACCGGUUGGCUGCCCAGCGCAGCCGGCAGAAGCACACCAGUAAGGCGGAUGCUCUACACCAGCAGCACGAAUCCUUGGAGAAACAAAACCACGCCCUUCGGAAGGAGAUCCAGGCCUUGCAGUCUGAGCUGGCAAGAUGGGGCCGGACACUGCAUCUGCAUGAACGACUGUGCGGAGUGGGCUGUGGUCCAUGCCCUGCUCUGCUGCCCUCUGGAUGCCCAGUGCAGGCCAAGCAACUCUCAGGACAACCUGCCCCUCAUGGAUUCCAUGGCUGCCAGGAACAACUGUUCCAGACUCCUGGCUCCUCUCCCCGAGCCCAGCUCUCUCCAGGCCCAUGCUAUCAUGAGUCUCCUGGCCUCCUCCCUUUCCCCCUGCCCUCACUGUCCUCGGACCCGCUCAUGGUGAGGACACCUCUAGCCCAGCUAUCCCCCAGCCCUGCCCUGUCUGCAUUAUCAUCUGGUUCCAGCCGGCUGGGGUCUUUCUCUAAGCUUGAUGCCCUCAUACCCAGUCCCCCAGACCAGCUGGUCUCUCCACAGCCCCUCAGGCUGGAGCAGCCCACUAGUGCGAGGCUGGCAUCCUCCGACUCUCCAGCUGCUCUAGGACCAGAGCGUCCACAGAACGGAGAGCAUUUGCCUGCACAGUCUGGCUCCCCGACUCAUUGGCAGAAGUCACCUGUGAACCCUAGCCCACAAGCCCUCACGGCCUUCCCCCUGCUCUCUUCUGCAAAAGUCCACUUCUAGCCUAUGUCUAGAGAGGGGCUGCCUUACCUGGAUUCCUGAGGUAGCCUGAGCACCCAAGCAGCUCCUCCAUUUCUGCU